AUGGGAAGAGGCCUAACUUCGAUAUCCAACUCACCUGAAGGAGUUGGGGAGAGCGGUACCGGAAACGCUGAUGACAACAAGGAAAGUGCCCAUAAGAGAGAAGGUGCCGUUAACGAGGAGGACGCCAAUAGCGAAGAUGGUGUCAAAAAGAAAGAAAGGAACAAGGAUGUCGGCAGCAAAGAGAAGAUGGGAGAAAGGGUAAAAACGAAGAAAAAAGGCAGCAAGUCAGCGUACGAGCUCACUCGAGAGGCAAACAUAGCCCGAAACAAGGAAUUAUUGCGCCAAGUGAUGGAGAACUGCCAGAUAGGAUCAGUAAAGAAAGGAGACAAGACGAGGAGUCCGCUCCAAGGACCGAGCAACGAAUCCUCUUCCAGGACGCCUGAUAGUAUUAUGGCGACGAGAAAUGGAAUUAACGGGAUCAACUCCGAGGCUCGUGACACCGCCGAAUCAGGCGAAAUUUCUCCGAGCGCUGCAACAGCGCUCGAGGAAACUUCCUCCACUGCUUCCAUUCCUCCAUCUCUGCCAGUGUUGACUGGCUCCACCAGUACCGUCCCAGUCGCCGUCAAACCCACGUUAUCCGCCAGCCCGACUGCCUCAACAACGGAUACUGCAGAACAUCUUACCUCGCCGGAAGCACAUUCAGCGCCAACUUCCACUCAGCUCCCAUCAGCUGUCGCCCUGCCCCCUUCACGCCCUUCUGACACGCUGUCCACUUUAGCCGACACGAAUUCCCCUUCUCAAGUGUCCGCGGCACCUACCACUGCUGAUGAUGGUGCACAGGUCUCUGCCUUAGAAGAGCCCAUGGACGUCGAUAGUGGUGACGUGGCUUCUCGGCUUACGGUUAGCCCCCCCGCUUGGCUUGUCAACACCAGUAUGCCGGGUUACUUGCGUGCUAUUUCGAAGGAUAAUGCUUGGCAAGAGCUUAUAAACUCGUUCUUCCGUUUAGAAUGCUUGAACACGACUACUGGGAACUUACCUACCUCUUCGCGUCCAGCUGAGGUUGCAGCGUGGAUCAAGAGUAAGAAGAAAGAGGUACCGCCCGAGGUCGACGCGGAUACCUACGGCUCCUCGUUCAUGAAUUGGUGGUUUGCCAUCCAGCCGACCUGGAGGUUGUCUGACAACGCAUCGUUCGUUUACGAGGCCCCGCCUGACGAGGACUGGCGAUUGCUCCGUAAAGGUGGAUCUGCCGGCCUCUAUACCGUUGUUGUGGCUCUUUCAUGGUGGAUCCGAGUGUUGCCUUCACAUCUUCCCCCUUGCUUGCGUGCGUGGUCGGCUGUUCAAGACGUUCAGUGGGUCAUUGAUCAGAUUUACGAGAUGGUCGCGCGUACCGCGAAAGGAACCAAGCGAGGUCGCGAAGAUCUUGCGCUGCAAGCCCCACAGUCAAACAACGCCAAAAGAUGUCAUUCAGGUUAA
This is a messenger RNA of Laccaria bicolor S238N-H82, 1413 nucleotides long. RefSeq lists its product as uncharacterized. Lineage: Eukaryota; Fungi; Basidiomycota; Agaricomycetes; Agaricales; Hydnangiaceae. The transcript is spliced from 4 exons. Bases 1 to 1413 code for a protein of 470 amino acids. The record is from RefSeq and is a predicted model, not a curated record.